Messenger RNA from Coregonus sp. 'balchen', 5324 nucleotides. NCBI's taxonomy places the organism in Eukaryota, Metazoa, Chordata, Actinopteri, Salmoniformes, Salmonidae. The record is from the annotation of a GenBank genome assembly.
GUGACUUCAUCCCAACCUGCCUUCUUUGGCAAUGGAACCAAACUCACUGUUUUAGGUAAAUACUUUCUACUUCCUUAUCAUGUAAUUGAUGAUUUUUAACAUUAUUUAUUUACAAAAACAUGGAUGAUUGACAAAAAAGCAAGUAUUACUAAAGUAUUUCUGAUGCCAAAUGCAUAGAACAAGGCAGUAGUGUUUGGGAUAAUUACUGCUCAGUAUGUCUUCGCUGUGACAACUAUGAUCCUGCGUUCUUCGGAGCGGGAACCAAACUGACUGUUCUGGGUAAGAGAAUGUUGACCAUGAUAGAACUAAUGGGUCUCUAUUUGUGGUCUAGUAGUAUAGUGAUGUGAGGAUUUAGUUCAUUGUGGAUUCAGUACAUUAGGGUUAGUUGCACACUAGUGUUACUCCACUCAAUGCUUUUUGAUGUUAAGCCUGUGCACUGUGCCAACUAUGAGGCAUAUUUUGGAGCAGGCACCAAAUUAACAGUUCUCGGUAAGUAAUCCAUAUACUAUGUUUGACCUAUGUGUAGUUUGAGUUAGACAACAUACUUGUGAGAAGAGAGUUUCAAUAUCGUAUUAUAUUAUAGUGUGUUUGUCUCACCCUAUAUGUGUUCUAAACUGGUAAGAACAUGGUGUUGGUUGGUAUUAGGAGAAUAGAGUUAUCAAAGGUCAUGAUUGGGAUGGAAAGUUCUAGACAAAAGCAUUUGCUGGAGACUAUAUCUGUAUUAGAGCAGUGCUCCACUGUGCUGGUGGUGCCGGCCAGGCUUCCUUCGGUGGAGGAACCGGGUUAACGGUUCUAGGUAAGAAAUGACACCAAAAAAAGUGCAGUAAUCUAUGUGUUUAUGAUGUAUGUGGUUGUAUGAUUUUUAGAGAAAUGUACUGUAACAGAAUGACUGUGUAGUGUCUUUGAAUGUCCUCCUUACGUGGUCACAUAAAGGUUGAGUAAAUCCACUGUGCUGGUGGUGCCGGCCAGCCUUACUUCGGUGGAGGAACCAGGUUAACUGUUCUAGGUGAGAAAUUACACCAAAAUAAAACCAUGUUCACACCUGAUUGGGAUUGAUAAUACAUGUGAUUUGUGCACCUUUAAAUCUCAUGACUAGAAUCUGUAGGUUACAGUGUUUAGUUGAUCUUAUGUGGCAUGAAAUGUGUCCUAAUGACUGCUGUAGGUGGAAAGCGCUUAUAUUUCAUUAGAAAAAGAGUCAAAAUAAUGUCUUUGGUUAUGAUUUAGAUGAUACCUGUAUCUGAGUUACUGUGAAGAGUAUUUGAAUGUCCUUGUAACAGAGUAACAAAGGUUGAGAAAGUCCAGAGUCCCAGUCAGAGCUGGAUACUUUAUGAUACAGCCUCGUCGCUCUGUGUUCAUACGCGGAAGCAUACUUUGGAGCCGGCACCAAACUCACCGUUUUGGGUAAGAAAAUCUACUACCGAAUGUUAGUACAAAUGUACAUAAGGGAAUAGCAUGGACAAAACGUAAAAUAUUCUGCAACAUAAAACCAUAUAAUUUUACUAUACAUCUUAAUCUGUUUAGUUUUUUUUUAACUAAGAGAGUAUAUUUUAAUGUAACUGGAUGGCAGUAAAAGCAUCAGUUAUGUUCCCCUAACAUGGUAUUGAGGUAUAAAGUGGUCUGGCUCCAUGCCCAGACCCAGUCUACAGCUCCCAUGGUUCUAGUUAUCAGCUCUGUUAGGAGCGGUGAGAUUCAACACACAGGCUUACUAUGGCAAUAGAACAAGACGGAACAGUCUAAGGUACAACAAGAUAACUCGUGUAAGACAUGCGAAAAUGAUCGGAGGAAGUUCAGGAGUAAAAACAAACAAAAUAUAAUGAUUGACUGUGUCCAUGAAAUGUAUAUAGUAUGUAUAAGCAUGAAGUAGAGGCCUAAGCAUUGUUGUUCACUAGUUUACUCCAAUUAGGGAGGGGAUGGUGGGGUUGGAAAGUAAUAAAGGGAAAUAUAUAUAUUUUUAAGGAUAUGUAUGUAUAUCUAUCUAUCUAUAUAUAUAUAUACUAUAUAUAUAGGGCAAUAAAAAACAUAUGGGGAUUGAAAGUGAUGCAGACAAUUACAUUGAUGGAAGUUACAAUCCAUCUACAAUAUUAAAGCUGAUCUACCUCCUAAGAAGAAAAAAUACCAAAAAACAACAGUCUACAGGAAAGGCAAAAAACAACAGUCUAAAAAGGUAAAGGCAAAAAACAACAGUCAAGGAAAGGCAAAAAACAACAGUCUAAGGUAAGGCAAAAAACAACAGUCUAAGGUAAGGCAAUAAAAAAACAACGAUGAUGAUUUGAUCUGAUGCUGUAGGUGUCAUUUAUCUCGUGAUGUAGAAAUGUUUCAUAGAAUAGCACCAAAACCAUGUAACAGCAGCAACAUUAGGGUGUAUUUAGCCAGACUCUGCCAGAGUGGUGACAGGAGGGAUCUUUCUGAGGCCGAGUACCAGCGUCAACUACAACCAGGCAUUCCUCAGCAGCGGCACCAAACUCAACACUUCUGGCUGAGAAACCUGACGAUUAAAUGUGCAUAGACGCUUAUAGAUGUACGACCCAUAUAGAGAUGUCUCUGUUCAUGACAGAGACUUUGGCUUAUUUCUAAACACGUGUGAACCAGAUCUAUUUUUUUUUUAUAGAUACGUGUAAAAGAAUGUUGAAAAUCCUCCUCCCGAGACGUUGGUUUGCAUGAAUCUAUAUGGUGUUACAUCAGUUUGAAGAAACCAUUUAAUAGUUCAGACCAAGGAAAGUAGUAGAACUGUGGCAGAACUGGGUCAUGAUCCAGAGCCUGUCGUGUGUAGUAUGCUGUCUCUCUGUGGAACACGGAUAAGGCAGAGUUUGGUCCAGGAACCAGACUCACUGUUCUAGGUAAGAGAUUCGCCUCUUUAAAGUAUUUAUACACAAUAUUGAAAUAAUUUGUAAUAAUGGAUUGAAUUCUAGUUGAUCGCUUUGGUACAUUAGUUGAGCGUGCAAAUAUUCAGGAGGGGGAAAAUACAUAGGUUUGUUUCAGUCCCGUGAAUAGAGCUAACGGAGGAAGUGAGUUCAGCUCUGUCGACAUAAACAUGCUUUGAAAUACAGUAUUACCCCCUUUGCUAAAGACAAACUACAGCAAAUACAGUAUUAACCCCCUUUGAAAUACAGUACUUGCUAGCUAGCAUCACCUGGUUUUCUGUCUGUGAAGUAUGUGGUGUGCUCUGGUGGGUAUGCUGCCUACUUUGGAGAGGGAACGAAGCUAACAGUUCUGGGUAAGGAUACCGUAAGAGUGCUGUAAAAAUACUGUGAUAAUCACAUGUUACAGCUUUCAUGUUCUACGGUCUUGACAAUGCCUUUGGCAGCUGGUCACAAAGUGGUUCACUCUGAGCUGCUGAAUGAAAUGCUGUGUUGUUAUGUGCUUGUCUGGACACAGAAUUUGGUGGUUCAUGUUGCCUUGACGUUACUGUCAAGAAUGAGAAAGACGGGACCAGUUUAUAGAAGGAGAAAGACAGGACCAGUUUAUAGAAGGAGAAAGACAGGACCAGUUUAUGGUAGGAGAAAGACAGGACCAGUUUAUAGAAGGAGAAAGACAGGACAGUUUAUAGAAGGAGAAAGACGGACCAGUUUAUAGAAGGAGAAAGACAGGACCAGUUUAUAGAAGGAGAAAGACAGGACCAGUUUAUAGAAGGAGAAAGACAGGACCAGUUUAUAGAAGGAGAAAGACAGGACCAGUUUAUAGAAGGAGAAAGACAGGACCAGUUUAUAGAAGGAGAAAGACAGGACCAUUUUAUAGAAGGAGAAAGACAGGACCAUUUUAUAGGUGGCAUUUAUGUAUGGUUCAGGUGUGAUGUCAACAACCAACAGAGCCAUUGAUUGAUUGUUAAAGGUUAAACCUUCUUUUAUUUCCUCCCUGCAGACCCAAACAUCGAUGUCAAAGAACCCACAGUGAAAGUCCUUCCACCCUCCACGAAGGAGUGUGAGGCUAGAAACAAGAAGAAGAAGAAGACUCUGGUGUGUGUGGCCACCAAAUUCUACCCCGACCAUGUCACUGUGUUCUGGCAGUUUAAUGGAGGCGCCAUCACUGAUGGAGUAGGGACCGACAACAAGGCCUUGAGGGAUAAAGAUGGGAUAUUCUACAGUAUCACCAGCAGACUGAGAGUCCCAGCCAAGGACUGGAACAAGCCCUCCAACAAAUUCACCUGCAUCGUCGAGUUCUUCAAUGGGACCGUUAGCAGAAAUGAGACAGAUCACAUUAACGGAGAAGAAGGUAUUGCCAAAUUAUGAACUAAAACUCUGUCUUUGUUUAUGAGAAGAAACAGGUUUCGUUGAACUACAAUAGUAUGAUUCUCUUUUUUUUGGCAUUUUCUAGUGAAGUGUUUAGUCAAGUAGUACGCUUCUCUAUAGCAUUGGACUAUGUAGAACUAUGAUGUACACUAGCCUGUGUAGAACUAUGAUGUACACUAGCCUGUGUAGAACUAUGAUGUACCCUAGCCUGUGUAGAACUAUGAUGUACCCUAGCCUGUGUAGCUCUAUGAUGUACACUAGCCUGUGUAGAACUAUGAUGUACACUAGCCUGUGUAGAACUAUGAUGUACCCUAGCCUGUGUAAUCUAAAACACUCCUUUGUUUCUUUCAGGUCCAGGUGGUGAUGGUGGGAUGACUGCAGGUACAUUUUCCCAUUCUAGACUGAGCUACUUAUUGUUCGUGACAAAUACAUGGUAUACAUAUAACCUAUAUGUAAAUACUGUUUACAAUACUAUCACAUUUAUUCAUGCGUAAUCCGCGGAACGAUAUUACCUGACGCCCUCUUAAUCAAGGUCAUUUAAAUGUAUUAUUUUCCUUGCAGAGUACUACGUGAACAGCACCCUGAUUGCCAAGCUGGCCUACAGCGUCUUCAUCGCUAAGAGUACCUUCUAUGGACUGGUCGUCAUGGUUCUGAUCUGGAAGCUUCAGGUGAGUUCACUGCAGCUAUGAUGAGGGACAUCCACUCACCCCUCUCUCUCUUCCUCAAUCUAUGCCUUGUGCUUAGAUGAGUCCCAAAUAUGUUUGUGCUGUCUUGCCAACUCUUAUGGUCGGCGUGACAAUGAUACACUGUAGGAGUUGGCAGGACAGCACAAACAGAUCCGGAACCAGGCUAGCUUUGUGCUAACAACGUUUCUAAAAUGGCCGCAUACGGUCUUUAACCUGUAUCUCUGUGUUUAAAAUACAGACACCAUACUGUCUUUAACCUGUAUCUCUGUGUCUCAUUCAGCUCUCCUCAGAUAAACAGAUGUAAUUGAUCACUGACCGAGACCCAGCCACCCGUGGAAGCUGAGCUCAGUGGACUGGAGGUCGUCAUGCGUGCGCAUAAGGCUCUGGUGAAAAGUAGUGCACUAUAUAGGGA